Passer domesticus (house sparrow) is the source of this 1987-nucleotide messenger RNA. Its product is annotated as tropomyosin alpha-3 chain. The record is from RefSeq and is a predicted model, not a curated record. Gene Ontology annotation, molecular function: actin filament binding. Gene Ontology annotation, cellular component: actin filament. Gene Ontology annotation, biological process: actin filament organization; muscle contraction. NCBI's taxonomy places the organism in Eukaryota, Metazoa, Chordata, Aves, Passeriformes, Passeridae. The transcript is spliced from 9 exons. Bases 87 to 833 code for a protein of 248 amino acids.
GCGGAAGUGACGUCACUUCCGUCCGGCCGUCCCGGGCGCGGUCCCGGUGUCUGAGGGGUGGCGGGGCUGGAGCGGAGGCGCCGAGCAUGGCCGGGGCCACCACUAUCGAGGCGGUGAAGCGCAAGAUCCAGGUGCUGCAGCAGCAGGCGGACGAUGCGGAGGAGCGGGCGGAGCGGCUGCAGCGGGAGGUGGAAGCCGAGCGCCGCAACCGCGAGCAGGCUGAGGCAGAAGUGGCAUCUCUGAACCGCCGUAUCCAGCUGGUGGAGGAGGAGUUGGACCGAGCUCAGGAGCGCCUUGCCACAGCUCUGCAGAAGCUGGAAGAGGCAGAGAAGGCGGCAGAUGAGAGCGAAAGAGGCAUGAAAGUCAUUGAAAACAGAGCUCUGAAGGAUGAGGAGAAGAUGGAACUGCAGGAGAUCCAGCUCAAGGAAGCCAAGCACAUUGCAGAGGAGGCGGACAGGAAGUAUGAGGAGGUUGCUCGGAAACUGGUGAUCAUUGAAGGGGAUCUGGAGCGUACUGAAGAGAGAGCUGAGCUUGCAGAGUCUCAUUGCCGGGAGCUGCAGGAGCAGAUCAGAGUGAUGGACCAGAACUUGAAGUGUCUGUCUGUUGCCGAAGAAAAGUACUCUCAAAAAGAGGAUAAAUAUGAAGAAGAGAUCAAGAUUCUGACUGAUAAACUCAAAGAGGCAGAGACCCGUGCUGAGUUUGCUGAACGCUCUGUAGCCAAGCUGGAGAAGACCAUUGAUGAUCUGGAAGAUGAGCUCUAUGCCCAGAAACUGAAGUACAAAGCAAUUAGUGAGGAACUGGACCACGCCCUGAAUGACAUGACUUCCAUAUAAACUGAAAUCCACCAAAGAGGAGCAUCUCUGCACGCAAAGAAUGCUGGACCAGACCCUGCUAGACCUGAAUGAGAUGUAAUGGAUCCCUGCCACUGCCUCUGCCAUGCGAUGCCAGCCCAGCUGCUGCUGCCCUCUAACCCUGGGACCAGAGUUUACUUUCUGUUGCCAACUUGACCAAACACAAAUCUCCUUCGUUCCAGGGUUAAAGGCCACCAGGUUGGGCAGAGCUUCAAACAGCAUCAUUAAGGGAAGUAAACAAUGCAAUAAUGUUUGGAGAGCAUGUUUGAGAUGUACACAUUUUGUAACUACCUUUUUUUGUAGCAACCAUUAUAAACAUUCCAAAUAACGUGUGAGGCUGGUGAGCUACACUUCAGAGCUCUUGGCUUUAGAAUUUGGUAUUAACCUUCUGUUAAUCGGCUCUGGGCCACCCUGCUUUGGCAGGGCAGGAAACGGAUAUGAUGGUUCUGUGAGUCAGAGUAGCCAGGCUAGGGUGACAGCCUGUUGAGAGAACUUCCUUUUCCAGGAGCUGUUUGCCAAAAGCACAGUUCAGUUUUUCAGCUUUAAGGUAGCUCUAUGUUGGGAAGGAACAACUUGGGUGAAAGGUGUCUUUUUUAGGGGGUUGGUUUUUUUUUUUCCUUAAGCCAAGCCAGUCAUCUGAACAAUUGAACCAAUUGAACCUUCACAGGGAUUGUGUCCCUUCCCCUCCACACCUGAAGGGCUUAGAGAAGCCCCUGUCCCUGUAACCCAUUGCUACCCUGGAGCUGACUUUGCCUUCACUAAGUGCUGAUGCACCAAGCUUCACUGCUCAUCACUGGGUUACACUUAACAACUUAAGUACAACAGCCUUGUGUCCUUGGAGAAGUGUUUUUGCCUACCUGGAGGGAGGAAGCCAAGCCUUCCCUCCUGCCCAGGACUGCUCUUAUUGUCUUAAUUGAGUCCAAGCCAUCUUGCUGUGCAUUGCUGAUGUGUUGUGUUGUGAGGUGUGAGCGUGGCGAUGUCACGCUCGCAGCGUGUAGCUUGUGGUUUGAGCAUGCUGCCUGGUUGUAGCAGUUUUUUGGGGCCAAUCUGGAGACAAAAACCAUAUCCAGUGUUUUGAUACUAAAUUGAAAAAUUGCGUUACUGUCUUUUGAAAUAAAAACUGAUCCCUCCACAUG